AUCACACUGCUGACAUAGGUUACAUCUCGUACCAGGUUCGUGAUUGGAAUGUGUGCAGGAUGAGCAGCACAUUUGUGACAUUAGCUGAAGUACUGGAGGCUCGAGGGGGACCUCUGCUGGAGGAGGAGGUCUGGUCCCUGCUGCUGGCCACUGCAGAGUCUUUAGUGGAUGCCUCUUAUAAGGGUCAGAACAACAUGUGUAGUAUCAUAAGCCCCACCUCUUUGCUGCUGUCAGCCACUGGUACCUUAGCAUUUAAGAAUUGUGGCCUAUCAGAGGAUGUUUCCACCUUCACCGCUCCAGAGAUGCUGCAGGGCCGUGCCAGCUCAAGCAAACCUGCUUUAGAGAGGAUGCUGGUGUAUUCACUGGGUAUGACUCUCUACUGGUCGGUUGAUUUUCACCUACCUCAAAAUCAGCCGGUCCAGUUGAGUGACCACCUGAACAGCCUCCUGCUCAGCAUGUGUGAGGACCUGGCCCACCGCAGGGUGAACCUCAUCUCCAUCCUGGAAGCCUGCGAGUCUCAGCACAAAACCAACAUCCUGCCGCCACCCCCCACAGUCAUCCGACAGCUGGUGGAGGAAGUUUUUCACGAAUCAAUGGACCAUGGCUCUCUGCCAGACAGUCAGGUCCCUUUGAGUGGCAGGAGCCAGAUGAUCAGAGAGAGACUUCAUGGAAAGAAAGGGCCACUUUCAGACUUCAGCGAAGGGAGUGCUGAAGGGAGAAGAUACUCAACGGACUCUGACUCAAAGUCAGUUAAUUUACCUCAGAGACCUUGGAGACAAAGACCAAGGAGCUCUCCCACACCGCUGUACCAGUCUUCUUUAGAAAGACUCCCUCGUGGGGUCCGUCACAGGGACAGCAACUGCAGUUGGCUUGGUAGGAGCCCCCAACACGACUCCUCUCCCAAAACAUCAGGCAGAUCGCACAGUCCUUCCAUCACCUUCAGCGAGUCCUCCAUCAGCCUGAGCCAGAGGACAUCGAAGGCUUUGGGUCCUGAGUUCGUCAGAAUGCCAGAUGAACAACACAUUGUUCUCGAUCUCCCAGGAUCUAUUGUGUCCAGAAAGGGCCGUUCGUGUUCGUCUCAGAGAGAAGUGACUGUAGUUCUGCUUAACGGGCAGUAUGUGAUGGUGCGCUGUGACAUUAAGUCCAGAGGAAGAGAUGUGUUUGACAUGGUGGUGGCUCAUGCAAACUUGGUGGAACACUUCUACUUUGGUCUUGCCUUUAUAGAUGAUGAUGAAUAUUUUUUCUUGGAUAAUGAAACAAAAAUCUCCAAAAUUGCACCUGACAGUUGGAGAAAAGGGCAGAUUUUGUCCUUUUUGGUGUUUCUACGACUCAAAUUUUUUGUUGAUGAUAUGUCCUUUGUUUUGCACAAACUGACUCGACACCAGUACUACUUACAAGUGCGUAAGGAUCUCCUGGAGGACAGGCUUUACUGUAACGAGGAGACUGGCUUGUUUCUGGCUGCUCUCGCUCUGCAGGCUGAGUUUGGGGAUUACAUGCCAGAGCUUUAUGGUAAGAAUUACUACCAGCCUGAGCAUUAUGUGUCCAAGAGAAUGCUAGAGAAGCUGGCCCUGCCCAAUGUCAAGGAAGAGUUGCCAAGACUACAUGCAAGUCAUUCCCAGAUGCUUCCUGAAGAGGCAGAAACAGAGUACUUAAAGAUUGCCCAGCAGUUACCGGAGUAUGGGGUUAUGUUCCACCGUGUGGGGAGAGAGAAAAGGACAGUGGUGGGAGAGUUGGUUUUGGGAGUCUGUGCCAAAGGAAUAAUUGUGUACGAGAUGAAGAACCACCUCCGAACCGUCACCAGACGCUUCCUCUGGAGGGAAACCGACACCAUAUCAACUGGGCGGCGUAAAUUGAUUAUAGAGUGUGGCGGGCCCAGUGGAAAAAAGCACAGUUUUAUAACAGAAAGCUCAAAAAUAGCACAGUACCUCCUGAACCUCUGCUCAGCACAGCACAAGUUUCAUAGUGAGAUGACGUCAAGACAACUUAACCACACCAUUAUACCAGAUGAAAACAUGAAGUACAUGACAGUAUACAGAGACCGUAACCUGAACCUGAAGCAGUUCUCCUGCUCAGAGGGCAUGUUGAACCAUGUGGGUUUGACACCUGGUCAACCAGACUCCCUCUCCAAGUCCUGUGAGAACCUGACUGCCAAACUGGAGGCGAGGCUGCGCCAGCAGAGGGAGAUGAGGAGAGAGAUGAGCAGAGAGCUGAACAAGGAGCUCACUGAAGCUGAAGACCUGGGGGACAUGAAGGAGCAACAGUGUUGGGGCACUUCAGAGACGAUUCCCAGAAUGAUGUCCAGUGUGUCACUACAGAAGCAGGACUCUGAAGCCUCGUCCUCUAUACGUGUUGAUACACCAACGAGGACCCCACCAGAGAGAGAGAUAGUCUGUGUGACCCUGAAGAAAGAUCCCAAACUGGGCUUUGGCUUUGUGAUAGUGGGCGAGGACAAUACAGGCAAACUGGACCUCGGGAUCUUCAUUGCUUCCGUUGUGUCUGAUGGGCCUGCGGACAAAGAUGGACGAAUAAAACCUGGUGGACGUCUCAUCUCCCUCAACAAGACAAGUUUGGAAGGAGUGACAUUCACUGACGCUGCUGCCAUCCUACAGAACUGCCCAGACGAGGUGGAGCUCAUUGUGUCCCAGCCUAAAUACUCUCUAAAGGACAGGAGGGGUUCAUUUAGUCACAGUACCCUGGGUUUGGCGCUGGAGAGGGGCUUUGGGUCACAGACCACACUGUGCAGCGCAGAUUUUCGUCCCGUUGUGGAGGAACUGGAGGAAGCCAUCAUUCUGUCCAACACGGCAACCCCCAGACAGAGCAGGAGGCUUCACAUUCCUGUGGUGCGAAUACAUGACGCCAAGGAUGUGUGUUCUAGGUCUCCCUCUAUCAUAAGUUUAAGAAAUGGCGAGCGCUUUGUAGUGGAGCUGAAGAAAAGCAACGGUAGUCUUGGCAUCAGUGUUGCUGGAGGAAUAAACACCAAUGUGCGAUAUGGAGGCAUUUACAUCAAGACUCUGGUGUCUGGAGGUGCUGCAGAGCAGGACGGGCGCAUUCAGAUUGGUGACAGACUGCUGGAGGUUGAUGGGUCCAACCUGAGGGGCGUGACUCACCCCCAAGCUGUCGAGUGCCUGAAGAGGACUGGGGAGGUGGUGAGCCUGCUUUUGGAAAGGGAGCCCACAAUAGUCUUGGAGCCCAGACCUGACUCACCCUGCCCCCCUUUGGCCCAAAGUUCAUCACAUACACAGCCCUCCAGGACGGAUGUCUCCAUGGAAACGACCUUGAGUGGUCGAGCCAAGGACUACAGCUUUGUGACUGAUGAAAAUACGCAUGAAGUGGUGUUGAAGAAGAGUUUGUCUGGCCUCGGUUUUAGCUUUAACAUCUCACAUAUGCACUCGGGGCCAGACCGGGGCAGCGUGGUCCGCAUCAAACGUCUGUUCCCGGGUCAACCAGCGCUAGAGAGCGGCCUGCUGCAAGCUGGAGACGUCAUUCUGUCUGUCAACAAAGAGCCUGUGAAAGACCUCUCUUACCAGAGGGUUUUGUUCCUGCUACGUGGAGCUCCAUCUGAAGUUCAUCUACUAAUCUGCCGACCAGGUCCUGGAGUAUUGUUCGAUUUGGAUGACAACACACUGAGUCCUGCUUACUUCCGUGAGGUUCGAUCUCAGUCUCUGGACAUCCGACUAGGAGACGACUACAGCCAGCUCCUCAGAUUUCAAUAUGAUUCUAUAAUAUCUGCCCAGAAGCAGGCCCCCACCCCUGAGGAGGAUCUGACAGACACAGCAGAGGAAACCCCAGAUCCUCCUGCAGCUCCAGCACUCCCAGAGACCCAGGAGAGUCUGGAUGGUAAAGUGCAGGCACACCAGACUCCUCCGUCUCGUCCUCGCUCACCCCCGUCACCCACCUCCCCUAUAUCACCUCCGUCACCAGUCUCACCUGCCUCACCUGCCUCCCCAUUAUCGCCUGCCUCACCCGCCUCACCCAUCUGUGGCUCUCCUCCAGCUCAACCAGAGGUGCAACCAACCACUGGGAAACCAGAGGAACAACAGGAAGUAGAAGCAAGGAAGCAGAACAAGGAAAGAGAUGAGAAAGAAGAAGUGGAGGUUGCAACGACAAAAGGCUCAACUGUGAUGCUUAUGGAUGUCUGCCCUAAGUCUGGAUCGAAAUAUGUAUAUGCAAGUGGAGUCAGAGAGGAUGCUGAUGGCAGUGUGACCUACUGCCUGAUGGGAAAUGGACUGACUAUCAUGGCAGAUGAAGAGUACCUGACCAUCAGCUCCACAAUGGAGAACCCUCGCAGCCCCCCCUCCAAUGUGUCCACUCAGACUCCAUCAUCCAACGUCAAAGACCUCCACCCUCGAACCUCCGACAGGACUUCUAGUUUCAGCUCUCACAAUCCCACCCUCGCUCCUAACCUGCCCACGACCACCGUCUCGCGCCUCAGCCUCUCGUCUGACACCCCGACCACUCUCUCCCUGGCCCACCCAUCCCCACCUCUCACCACACAGCCACCGAAAGCCAAGCACCACCCGAUCCAGCAGGGUCUGCUUUCAAGUCACUACAAAGCCGUCGGCAAGAACAGUCGGCCUCUGGGGUCCCCACCCCAGCCGCCGCCUGCACCCUCGACCCCCAUCACAGCGCAGGUCGGCCCCUCUGUUCCUCCCUGUGCCAGCCCACCUGCCCCGACACCGCUGCCCGCCCAGAGCCACACACAGCAGAGGGAAGAGCCCGAGAAGAGAGAGAGGGAAUACAAGGAUUACGAUUACGAGGAGAGUGAGGAAGAGGAGGCAGAGAGUCGGAGAAAGUGCUUUGUUAAAGAGUUUGAGCUGUCAGUGGUUCUGACCAAGUCGAGGAAUGGAAGCUUUGGGUUCACCAUCACUCGAAGCAAGCUGGACAACUGCUACUACAUCCAGGAAAUACUGGACAACCCAGCAAAGUCAGAUGGACGACUCCGGGCGGGAGACAGGCUCAUCACAGUAAACAGACACGAUGUAACCAGUGUGGCAGAUGAUGUUGCCAUGACAAUUCUCAGGUCAACUCCGAGAAGACUGGGCAUGACUGUGGGGAGAGCUGUGACCAACCUGGGGGCCCCGCCGUCCUGCGACAGCCUGCCUGAUGUAGUUAUCUACAAGACCCCCUCAGGACAGCUGGGUAUAAAGCUGACAGGAGGCAUCGGCAGCAAAUGGCAGGGCAUCUACUGUCUGCAGGUGGUGCCAGGCUCCCCAGCCAGCGAGGAGGGCAACGUCCAACCCAAUGACAAGAUCCUCUAUAUCUGUGGCAGGUGCACCCUGGGAAUGACCCUGGAGGACGCAGUCAAAGCCUGUGAGAUCGCCCCUCGUAAAGUCAAGCUUAAAAUCAUCAGAGAAGACCAGCCCUUGAACCCCAAGGCUAAGUGGAACGGUCUGUUUGACUGGAAAAAGGACAAGAAGUUCUUAGCUCGUUCCGAAGAGCCCGUCUCUCCAGAGAAAGAGUCUCCUUCCGAAGAUGCCGAACCUGUGUCUAGAUCUUCUGGAAAUUACAGAUGUCAAUCUAUUGCACAGGAACAUGGUAAUUGCAUCAUGCAGGUGGAGUUAAAAAAACCAGAAGGAGGAGGCCUUGGCUUUGCUUUGAUCGGGGGAACCAAUGGCAGCAUGCUCAGAGUGAGAGAAAACUGCUCUGGUGGAGUCGCUGAGCAGGAUGGUCGUCUGAGAGUGGGAGAUAUCCUUUUAGAGGUGAACGGUGUGAUUGUGUCCGGGCUCAGCCACAGUAAGGUGGUGGAUAUUCUGCGUAAAGCUGAAGGCUCUGUACAGCUCACAAUCUGCAGAGACAGGCCUCUGACCUACUGCGAGUCCCUGACACCGCCCAGCAUGUCUGCUAAGGAAGCUGUUUUAGCCGAGCAACCGGCUCCUGUCCCCAGCCAUGGCAGCUGUUCCUCUCCUGACAUCAUGCUGAAAAAACCAGUGGAGUGCCCGUCUGAGGCCACAUCAGACCCUUUGGUCAAUGAAGCUGGUGUUUUCGUUGCCUCAUCGCCUCCUCCACAACGCAGACUGACCAUCGUAACUGAUGACAUUACAAUUAUACCGGAGAGCUGUAACAACAGCCCUUCUCAUCAAGCCUGCUGCCCACCCCUCAAUGUCACUGACAUGUUGCAUGGAGCUUCUGACAGGAAACAAAUUGUGACCAAACUUUUGGACCGGUCCUGCAAAGACAUCCGGAAAAAACAGUCAGACGGCUGGAGCAGCGAAGAGGAAGAUGAUGAUGUGUUUGACGAAACGUGUCGAGAAACCACACCCCAAACAGGCCCACCCAUAGUCUCAGAGGACGAACUAGCCAGUUUAGCUCUCAUUAGCCCCUCGAGGACCAGUCAGUAUUCAGGCUGCAGAGUCAAAUCCCUCAUCCAUAUUCUGCAGCAUCAACUGGACCAGCAGGAACUGGUCAAAGAGUUCAUGACUCUGGAGCAUCUGAAGCCUUCUGACAACUGUCUGGUUGGAAAAGCUCCUGAGAACAGAGAUAAGAACCGCUACAGAGACAUCCUACCCUAUGACGAAACCCGUGUUGCCAUUGGAGACAAGCAGGACUACAUCAACGCCAGCUACAUCCGCAUGAAAGUUGGCGAAGAAGAGCUCUUCUACAUCUCCUGCCAGGGCCCUCUGCCUACCACAGUGCCAGCUUUCUGGCAGAUGAUCUGGGAAAACAAGUCUGACGUCAUCGCCAUGAUGACCCAGGAAGUAGAACGGGGACGGAUCAAAUGUCACAAGUACUGUCCAGAGAAGCUUUCCAUGCCUCUGGACACAGGCAGGUACCAGCUUCACCUGGACAACCAACAGUACCUGGAGCACUUCCACAUCAAGAUCAUCCGCAUGGUGGAGACAGAGACCGGGGAGACACAUUUUGUCCGUCACUUGAAGUUCACACACUGGCCUGACCACGGAGUGCCGAAAAGCUCUGAGCAGCUGGUCCGUUUCAUCCGCUACAUGAGGGCGGUGCACCAGAAGGGACCGGUCACUGUGCACUGCAGCGCCGGCAUCGGACGCACAGGAGUUCUGAUCUGCACUGACGUUAUCCUCAGCCUCAUUGAGAACGACCUGCCUAUCAACGUGAGCGAUGUCGUAAAAGAGAUGAGACUCCAGCGCCAUGGGAUGAUUCAAACCAAGGACCAGUACUUCUUCUGCUACAAAGUCUGGUUGGAGGUUUUACAGGGCAUUUUACAGCUUCACGGCAACCAAUGGCAACCGGAAAGUCCCCGAGACCACAAAUUAGUUUGAAUGUUUCCACCUCCGGUUCACCCACCUGUAAAGCACAGACUGCGUAUGAGUAACACGUGCAGUCUAUCAAGUUAGUUUGGUUAGCUAUAAUAAGAAUGCGUACUCCUGUUUUGAUACUUUGUGUUGAGGAGGCCGAAUGUUUAGUUCCAAUGACUUCAACUUUAACGUUUUUUGUUCUCUCGGUGCUGUGAUUAUAUUCAUUUAAUUUAGUCACUGAGGUUGUUUUGCCUUUUCAGGCUUAGUGAUUUGCCUUCUUUCUUUAGCUUCUUUUUGCAUCACUUUCUGAAUGAAUCUCAUUUACUUUUUCUCCAUGUCCUUUUUUUUGCGAAUUGCAUUUAUUUUUAACGCUUAUAAUGCAUGGAAUUUAGAAAACCUUAGAAUAUUCACAACUUUUAUCUGGCAGUAAUGUCAUCGAAGUGCACAAAUGAACAUAAGAUCAUCAUACCAAAGGGAGUAUCUGUUUGAAACCUUGAGUAGCAUUUGAUUAAGCAUUGAGUUAUCAUUUCAUUAAGUGCAUUCGUACCCUGGAGAAAAGGGCAUUAGCAAAAGAACACUAUUGAUUUGUCAGUUCAUCAUCUACGGAAAUGUAAAGAAUCAAGUGCCUUGGAAUGACUCACACCGCUUGCUCCACAUUGACCUCGAGCCACUUGUCACAAGCGGUCGGGGAUGGAGAGCAGGAAACGGAUUUGAGAGCACCCGGGGGUGGUUAGAUUGAAUGUGCAGCUUUCAGUCUGUUUGAGGUCUGAGGUGAAUGUUUGGUUGAUCCAAACCAGAGGAGGAUUAC
Messenger RNA from Trematomus bernacchii (emerald rockcod), 8016 nucleotides. RefSeq names its product protein tyrosine phosphatase non-receptor type 20 (gene ptpn20). Gene Ontology annotation, molecular function: protein tyrosine phosphatase activity; protein binding. The record is from RefSeq and is a predicted model, not a curated record. Gene Ontology annotation, biological process: protein dephosphorylation. Gene Ontology annotation, cellular component: cytoskeleton. Bases 60 to 7232 code for a protein of 2390 amino acids. The transcript is spliced from 47 exons. NCBI's taxonomy places the organism in Eukaryota, Metazoa, Chordata, Actinopteri, Perciformes, Nototheniidae.